GUCAUACUGUGGCACGGAGCUCGAGCUGCCCCGCUUAUCUCAAUGUUUCCUCUAUCUCAAAGAAGACUUUUCCUCUCUUGUUACUCGACAACGAUUCAGAAAUUAAUUGCUCGUUCAAUAUCGACAUAAAAUUGCCGGAUUGAAGCUGUACAGCAGUUAUACCUACAUAUACGACCUCACUCGUACCCUCGAACUCCAUGGCUUGCUCCGCAGCCUUGUCUUUUGGACUACCAUCCGCUUCUUCACGCCAUGUUCAUAAACCCACAAAUGAACGGAGCCUCAUUAUCCUUGAUGAGUCGCGGAAGUGCAAUGAUCGUAUGCCUGAUGUCGAACUCCUAGCCACGAAUAACCCUCAUGCAUUCAUCAGCCACGAAGCGGGCAGUACUCAAAAUCCACCUCGUCGAGUUACUACUAGGUGUGGUAAUAGAACUUUCUAUCAGCUCUGGAUCUCCCAACUCCAAGACCUUGUUAUGAUAUUCCUGAGAAGUCUUCCUUGGACUUGGGAUCUGGACAUUCUACGUUGCGGUCGCUUAGCAGGAACACGUGACAGAGAGGAAGGAGCUGGAGAGAUUUCUGCGGCGGGUACAUCUUCCCACAGGACUCAAAAUCAGCAGGAUUUAUAUCAUUGGAAAAAAUGAGUUUAUAACUAGCUAUGUAUGUUGAUAUCGAAUAUGUCGUAUGACCAAAUGACUGGGCUUGUGCAUUGUCCUGGCACAUUUUGUCAUUGUUUACUUUGGGUGAAUGGCAUCAAGUAUUGGCACUCAGCAACGAAGACCCGUCGAGAUUUAAUUUCAAGUCAUACAUCAUCUAUGUCAUAGAGCUUUGGAACGCAUAUACAUUUGUUAGACGGACUAUUAGGCAGGCAGUGAAU
This is a messenger RNA of Cadophora gregata, 871 nucleotides long. RefSeq lists its product as uncharacterized. The record is from RefSeq and is a predicted model, not a curated record. NCBI's taxonomy places the organism in Eukaryota, Fungi, Ascomycota, Leotiomycetes, Helotiales, Ploettnerulaceae. The coding region runs from base 198 to 638 and encodes 146 amino acids. The transcript has a single exon.